AUGGUCUUCACUCGUGCUCAAGCUGCUAAUGCAGAAGCUAUGAAUACCCAGAUUGAGUCCAGCCCAUUGUCCUCUAUCUCUACUCAUGAAAGCUCGGUAUCCGACACCGAGCAGGAGGUAUCUGCUGGGAAUGUCCCGCAGUUAGUCUGCUCGUAUAGCGACGUGGUCGCCAGUCAGUCCCGCGGUGGAUUUAUGACUCCACGCGAUGAACUAUCACUCCGUACAAGUGAAUCCCAGCCUGCCAAAGUUAGCGGUGCUGAAGAAGGUAUUAGUAACAAAGAUGGUACCAAGGACCUUACGCAGUCUAUCAUUUAUAAUGAUGAUGAUGGACCCUGGGUUCCAGUUGGGAAAGGGGGUCGGCAUUCCCCCAAACCAAUUGGGCCAAUACUCAGCCCUCUGAAACUCGCCGCAAUCCAUCAGGCUGAGGAGAAUCUCUCCGAAGCUGAUAGAGAUUUGCUUGCGAGACGAAGUUCCUCCGUAAUCAUUAUAAAUGAUGAGGACUCAUCGGUAAGUCAGAGUACGGGCAUUGCGACCCCUGUCCCCCGCGAUGUGCCAGAUAAAGGCAAAAGGGUUGACCCUAGAGAGUAUGGGGAGCCGAUAAUCAAAAUCGGCGGUCCCUCGAAUGCUUUACAGCAUUUACCUGUGCCUAAAGAAGAACUGGAUGUUGUUGCACAGCAGGCAGAAUUAUCAUUUUGGGAUAUGGCUAGGAAGAGCCCUAGCGCGCCUCCUAGUGUAUCUGUUAAUGCACUACAUCUCACAACAGGUGAGCCCGACAUCAUUCAAACACCUGUGGGUAGUGUCUCAGCUACUAUGUAUGACCCUAUUGCCGAACUUCAGUGUCGUUUGCUUGAUUUGGAACUCACGAACUCUGUGUUGCGCGCAGAACUUGACGCAGUCCCUAAAUCAGUACCGAAAGCUGCUCCUGCUGACACUCAGAAGUUGGAGACACCUAAGGUGGUUCCUCAGGCACAGAAGGAUCAUAUUCGAGCAGUAACGGCUAAAUAUGAGGGUAAUAAGCGUGUAAAGAAGACUCCUAAGUUCGUGGAGAAUGCUAAGGAAGAAUCAAGGGAUGAGGGGUUUCCCCGCUCUCAUCUCCUGGAUCGGGACUCGAUUCGGCCUAGUAGCUAUAUCCCAAAGACUUCCAGCGUUGGUCAUGUGCUUGAGAGACUGCGUAGGCAGAAUAAUGAUGGUAGUUCAUCCCCGUCAAGUUCUUCCUCGAGCUCAGAUAGCUCUGAUGAAUCUGAAUCGGACUCUGGGUCCUCUGUAUCGAGCAGGCAUUGA
Messenger RNA from Pleurotus ostreatus (oyster mushroom), 1281 nucleotides. RefSeq lists its product as uncharacterized. Bases 1 to 1281 code for a protein of 426 amino acids. The record is from RefSeq and is a predicted model, not a curated record. NCBI's taxonomy places the organism in Eukaryota, Fungi, Basidiomycota, Agaricomycetes, Agaricales, Pleurotaceae. The transcript has a single exon.